Dovyalis caffra is the source of this 1224-nucleotide messenger RNA. The record is from the annotation of a GenBank genome assembly. NCBI's taxonomy places the organism in Eukaryota, Viridiplantae, Streptophyta, Magnoliopsida, Malpighiales, Salicaceae.
AUGGAGAGCAUAGCAUUAUGGCAAGGUUUGACGGUCUGUGGGAUUGUGACAUGGAUUGUUAUAUCUUCAUGUCUUAAUGUCUCUCAAAAGCUUAGAACUCUGGUCCGACCUUGGGUUUCUCACCAUGUCAUCACUGGCACGCCUAUCAUCCUCCAGAUCCAGAAAUACCAGCAUGGAUUUUUGGAUGCUUUGUUCUCUGGAUUGUCUUGUGUUGUUUCCGUCCCUUUUUACACUGCUUUUCUUCCUUUGCUCUUCUGGAGUGGACAUGGCAAAUUGGCUAGGCAAAUGACCCUUUUAAUGGCUGUCUGUGAUUAUUCAGGAAACUGCAUAAAGGAUGUGAUAUCAGCUCCUAGACCCAGUUGCCCGCCUGUUAGGAGAAUAACUGCCACAAAAGAUGAGAAGGAGAAUGCUUUGGAAUAUGGAUUGCCUUCUUCUCACAUUCUUAACACAAUUUGCUUAUCUGGAUACCUGUUGCGCUAUGUCCUAUGCUAUACCCAAAAUGAAGAUGCCUCUUUGAAAUUUGCGGGAUUUGCCAUUGUUUGCUUGAUCGUGUGCCUCACUGGUUUGGGAAGAAUUUACCUUGGAAUGCACAGUGUAAUCGAUGUCAUAGCUGGUCUUGCCAUUGGUUUUUCAAUCCUUACUUUUUGGCUAUCUGUCCAUGAUUAUGUCGACAGUUUCAUAGUCUCAGGACAAAAUGUUACAACAUUUUGGGCCGUCCUAAGCCUUCUAUUGCUUUUUGCUUAUCCGACUCCAGAACUUCCAACCCCAAGCUUUGAGUUCCACACAGCCUUCGAUGGUGUUGCAUUUGGAAUAGUGGCUGGCGUCCAGCAAACCUACCACCAGUUCCACCAUGAAGCAGUGCCACGCAUAUUUACACCACAACUUACUGUGCCAGCAUUUCUUGGAAGAAUGCUUGUGGGGAUACCAACAAUACUCAUGGUGAAGUACUGCAGCAAGGCCCUGGCUAAAUGGAUCCUUCCUGUUGUAUCAAACACCUUGGGCAUCCCAAUAAAAUCAACCAGCUACAUCCCUAUGCUAAACGGAUCGGUUACUGGCAAACAAUCAGAAGAGAUUAAGCAAUCGGGUUAUAUUAACAAGUUAUUCUUUUUCUCAUCUCAGGACUCAUUUGAUGUUGAUACGGGUAUUAGAUUCCUCCAAUACUCAGGCCUCGCUUGGUCUGUGGUAGAUCUUGUUCCAUCUCUCUUCUCGUAUAUGAGAUUGUAA